Molecule: messenger RNA, 1458 nt
Organism: Paramecium tetraurelia
Lineage: Eukaryota; Ciliophora; Oligohymenophorea; Peniculida; Parameciidae
Exons: 1
Biological process (GO): iron-sulfur cluster assembly
Cellular component (GO): cytosolic [4Fe-4S] assembly targeting complex
Molecular function (GO): protein binding
Source: RefSeq, a predicted model, not a curated record
AUGAAUUAAUUUUUAAUACCAUGUCCAAAUUUGAAUCAUUCUCAAAUAGUAGAUACUUAUUGUCUUAACUAAGCUUGUUCAGAAAUGAGAUUUUCAUGCGCAAAAUGUAUUUUUGAUAGGAAAUCAUGUCAUACUGAUCACUUUGAAGAUGUGUAAUCUAUAUCUCAUUUUCGUGAUUUCUAUGCUGAAGUGCAAAAGGAUUGCGAUAUUUUGAUAACUUAAUUGGAUCGUAUCUAUGCUUAAAUUACUUAACAAUUUAAUCGAUUAAUAGAAAACUUAAGAGAAAAGUACUAGGUUCCUUUUGAGAAAUUAAAAGUUCUAACUCCAAUUUAGAUUAAUUAAGUAGUCAAUCAAAUGGUGAAAUUUAAGGUUCAAAGCAAGACUCUUUUUCAUUAAAUCAAAGAAAGCUUUGUUUCUUUUAAUGUAUUGCUGGAAAAGUGUUAAUUCAAUAUGUAAAUAUAAGAAUUAAAUUAUGUAUUAAAGAAAAAGGAAGUAAAUGGUCCCUUUUCUAUGAGCUUGAUGAAAGAAAAUUCAUUAAAGGACACUGAAUUAUACGCUUUAGCAUUAAAUAAAACUUGUUCAAUAAUGAUAGCAGGUUAUGCAACAGGAACAAUUAAGGUUUUUGACUUUAAAUUUGGAUAAUUCAAAUUGGUCUAAGUACUUGAUCAACAUAGAUUAUGGAUAAAUAGUUUGUUGUUCAUGAAAUCUUCAGAUUGCUUCAUCUCCGGAAGCAAUGAUCAGUCGAUUAUUGUGUGGUAAUAGCAAAGGAACUCUUUAUGGUAGAUUUAUUAAAAACUAGAAGGUCAUAGUGGUGCCAUCUCAUGCUUAGAACUUAGUAGAAAUGAAGAUUUCCUCAUUUCUGGAAGUGCUGACUGUUCUAUUAAAUUUUGGGAAAAAAGAAUCAGUUGGGAUUGUUACUUUACUUUGAAUGGACACUCAGGAAGUGUUUAAGGUCUGAGUCUGAAUUCAGAAUAAAAUCAAUUAAUCUCAUGUGCUUAUGAGGAUAAAAAGAUAAUUGUAAGCUAGCAAAAAGGAAAAGUAUGGAUUAAGAUCUAAAAUGUUUCAGUUGAGUAUUGGGGAUUAAGAUUAUGUUUUGUAAAGGAAAACUAAUUUGCAUUCUAGCCCUAUUGCAAAGAUCAUCUACUUAUAUUUUAGUUCAAUUUUAAAACAAAAUAAUUUGAUAACACUAAGAAAGUAGAUGUUAAAUCAAGCAAAUAAUGUAACUCAUAAUUUCCUUAAAAAUGGGUUACAUCAAAAUAGAUUUUGAUAAGUAAAAAUGGAAAUUUUGUAAAUCUUAUUAAGCUUGAUGAGAAUGGCGAUUUUUAUUGUGAUUAGUCAAUCGAUUUUAGAACAGCGUCAAUUUAUGGCACAGUAUCAGAGGAAGGUGAAUAUAUGAUUACUUGGGAUUAAAAAUCUUUAGAAAUCCAAGUAAGACAAUAUAAAAUCGAAAAUAAAUGA